AUGUCUGACAACUUCUCUCCAAUUGCAUCUCACCCAAUCUUUGGAACAUCCAUUAUCACCAAUGAAGAUUCUCAAAGAUUCUUCUUCACUUCCCAUCAAGGAACUAGAAUGGUCCUAUUACAAGGUUGUAUCUUGAAAUGGUGUAAUGUCAUAGAUACGACAUACCAUUCCAUGAAAGUAAAGUCCAUUUUUAACAACAAACGCAAAAUUAUUGAUGUUAAAUUAAGUGAAUCUGGUGAUUUCUUAUGUAUCUACACUACCAAGACAAUUGAUAUACUUGAAAUUCCAUGGGGGUACGAAAAGAUCCCAGAUGAAUUAUUAUCAAAAUUUCAACCAUUUCAUUACGAUAUCUCCUCUUCCACCUCUGCUUUAUCAUCACCUAGUGAUAUUAAACAAGUCCUUUUCCAUCCAAAAUCAUAUCACGAAACUUGUUUAGUUAUUCUCUAUGAGGAUUCCAUCAUUCAAUUAAUUGAUACCACUGCAUCUACAGAAACAAUCACUAUUAAUCAACCCACUGGAACAUUAGGUGUGGAAACAAGAGUCAUCGAUAUUGAAUCCAUCUGUUUCGACAAAACAACUGGAUUGAUUCUUUAUGCUUUGAGUAUCAGUGACGGCGGUGAUAUUUACGCCUUAUAUCCAUGUUUACCGACUCGUUUAGAUGUUUCUAAGAAAGAAGUGGACUUAUUGCUGCAAAAAUCUAUUGUACUUUAUGAUUCUUUGAAAGAAAAUAUGUCAAAUGAUGUUAAAAGGAAUGUUAUCAAACAACUUCAAUUCGCUACUAAAUUACAAGGUCAAUUCUUAGAACAAUUGAAAGGCGAAAAAGAUGAAGAAAGAACAAGACAUGCACAGAAAGAUUUGAAAUUGAUUUUGGAUGUUGAUUUGGAGUAUAGAUUGGUUAACUUCCAAGGACCGUUCACCAUUUCACCUUUCCCUAAUGAAUUAUAUAGUGCCACUGCUAAGGAGAGUCAAUGUAUGAAAAUCAAUGAAAACAAUGAGCUAUUAAUAAUGACUUUCGAUGACGGGAGUGUGGCGCUUUUAUUUAGAGAUUUGGAACUCACAAUGUCAUGGGAUAUUGCCAAUUAUAUUCAUGAUAACUCAUUUGCUCUAGUUGAAUUAAUUAAACUGAAACCAACUGAUAUAGGCAGAUUAAUCAUCUAUCAAGAUAACUUUGGUAAAUUUUUCCUUUUGAGCGAUGAUGUUAUCAUGUUAGUACAUACGAAUUCGUGGUCAGACAAGUUAGCCAAAGCUAUCGAUGAUUCUAAUUUGAAUAUUUUAUCAGAAAUUGGAUUUGAAAGCGAAAUUACUUGGUUUGAUGUUAUGGGCAAAUUCAAUAACUGUACACCUUGUAAAUAUCAUGGUAAAGAAUCCAUUAUAUUCGUGUCUUCAGAUAAUGUCUUUGUGGAAAACCUAACGAAGAAGCAUUCUAUGAAUAAUAUUAAGGGAUCAUCAACUUCAAAUUCCAAUGAGGAAACCGCGGAAAGUGAAUAUAAAGUAACUUUCAAGCAACCAAUUGAUGAAUUGAUGACAUUAAAUGAAUUAUUUCAAAAACAAUGUCGUAUGCCAUUUAGUAAGUUAAUUAAACCAGAAGAUAGACAAAUUGAAUUAUCUAAUGAAUCGAAUGAAAUACAAUUAGAAAUCCUGACAGAUUUAUCUAAAGAAUUAAUUACUAAAAUCAUUGAUGGUCAAACGUUAGGAUUCAACCUACAUAACAGGCUGAAAGAACAACAAUUAGAAUUGACACGACAAUUGAAACAUACUCAAAUUGUCUUUGAAAAGCAAGAUUGUAUUAAGAAUAAGAAUAAAGAAAUAUUGAAGAGAUGGAAUGAACAAUUAAAUAGAUCAGUGAAAUUAACUGAUAGAUUACAAAACUUGAAUGAAAAAUUAAUCACUAUAAAUGACUCACCAAAUUUAUCUUCGUAUCCAAUUACUUCAGUUGAAUUAGAAUGGUUUAAAGAAAUUAGAAACCAAGUCCAUAAGUUUAAUUCAUUUGUUCAUACCCAAAGAGAUGCUAAUGAAGAGCUUUCAUUCUUAAAGAAGGAAUUAGAUCGUAUAAGUAAUGAUGUUACAUCUGUAGUAGAUGAGAAAUCCAAGAAGGAAUGGGAGGAAUUACGUGCCAUACUGGAACAAGAUUCCAAAAUUAUUAAAGAAUGUAACAUUGAAUUGACAAAGACGACGGAAUCUAUGGCUGGCAUCGGCUCUAAAUAA
Naumovozyma dairenensis CBS 421 is the source of this 2205-nucleotide messenger RNA. It is a transcript of the gene NUP82, whose product is annotated as linker nucleoporin NUP82. Gene Ontology annotation, cellular component: nuclear pore. The transcript has a single exon. Gene Ontology annotation, molecular function: structural constituent of nuclear pore. NCBI's taxonomy places the organism in Eukaryota, Fungi, Ascomycota, Saccharomycetes, Saccharomycetales, Saccharomycetaceae. Gene Ontology annotation, biological process: mRNA export from nucleus; protein import into nucleus; ribosomal small subunit export from nucleus. The record is from RefSeq and is a predicted model, not a curated record. Bases 1 to 2205 code for a protein of 734 amino acids.